AUGCAUAUUGGUAUGUUGUAUGGUUACAUCAUGUGGUAUGAAUGCACGUUGGGACUUUGGGGCACAAAUGUUCAAAUGCGAUUAAUACAUUUUAAUGAAAAAGAAACAAACGCGGAAUCAGAUUCGGAAAAUUCUUCGGACUCAUGGACAGAUCAAUUAACAAUACCAAACGACGGCAACUUAUACAACUUCGGUGUUGAAAAGUUCUGCACUUUUUUGCAAUGUCUGGUGGUUGCCGAAGUAGUUAUCGAAAAAUGCAGGAAGCAACGUAUCAAUGGGAGAAAAUUUUCCAAAUUAACCGACAGCGAAAUCGACAGUCUCGGUCUACGUCAGCCCUUGAUACAAUAUUUUAAGAAGAGAUCAUUUUCCAAAUCAUCCAGAAAAGACAGGUCUAAGCAAAAUGGAUAUUCGAAGGAUAAUAAAAAUAAUACAACAAACGUUCCUCUCAACGCCAGUAACAACAAAAUAUCGUCUCAAAAGAACGAUGAAAUGACUAGAUUAUAUAAAAUUAAUUUGUAG
Molecule: messenger RNA, 519 nt
Organism: Helobdella robusta
Lineage: Eukaryota; Metazoa; Annelida; Clitellata; Rhynchobdellida; Glossiphoniidae
Exons: 3
Coding region: 1-519 (172 amino acids)
Source: RefSeq, a predicted model, not a curated record